AUGGGUGACUACGGCAUCACAAACAUGAACUCCAAAGAGGUCUCCAUGCUCAUAUUCGGCCUCGGAUGGACCUCCACCUUCCUAGUCCCCCUACUCCAGAAAGCCAAAAUCGAACACGCGGGCACAACAACCACAGGUCGAGAUGGAUCUUACAAAUUCAAGUUCAAUUACGAUCCUGCACGUGAGGGGCUGCCCACAGAUAAUGAUGAUCUGGAGCAAUACCGCGUUUUGCCCACCGCUGAGGCGCUUCUGAUUACUUUUCCGAUCCGGGGGAAAGCGGCUAUGGAGUAUUUUAUGAAGUGUUAUCGCGAGACACAUGAGAGGGAGAGGUAUAGGGUUAUUCUGCUGGGUAGUACGGGGAUUUGGAGUAUCGAGGGACAGGACAAGUGGGUUACGAGGCAUUCGAAGUAUGAUGUUAAGGAUGGGAGGGCGGAGGCCGAGGAUUGGUUGAUGGGGAAGGGUGGGUGUGCGUUGGAUCUUUCGGGGUUGUGGGGUGGGGAGAGGCAGGUUUGGCAUUGGGUUGAUAGGGUUGCUGCUUCGAAGGAGCAACUUAAGUCUAAGAAGUCUUUGCACAUGAUCCACGGAGAAGACGUCGCUAGGGCCAUCGUAGCAGUUCAUCAAAAGUGGUCAGCAGCGAAAGGACAAAGAUGGAUGCUCACAGAUCUCAAUGUUUAUGACUGGUGGCAACUGAUUCUUGGUUUCGGCGGUGAAAUCGAUUCUCAGAAAGGAAACGACGAAAGAGCCAAAACACAACUCAAAUGGGUUGGAGAACUCAUGGAAGAGGAAAACGUAAAAGCCUUGCCGAGAUCGAUGGAUCAAUUGGGGAGAUGCUAUGAUACGAGGGAGUUUUGGACGACUUUUGGGUUGAUGCCUACAAGAGCGAGGCUUUCAGACGUAAAGCUUUGA
Molecule: messenger RNA, 906 nt
Organism: Mollisia scopiformis
Lineage: Eukaryota; Fungi; Ascomycota; Leotiomycetes; Helotiales; Mollisiaceae
Exons: 4
Coding region: 1-906 (301 amino acids)
Source: RefSeq, a predicted model, not a curated record